AUGUCUUCAGGCGGAAAUGUUGGGGUUGGGGUAGCAAAGACAAUUAAGACCAAAGUCAAGUCGAACCUCGGCGAUAUCUUGCCCGCUCGCUUCUACAACAUGAUGUGGACUUAUCGCUUAGGCCAACUUACCACAAGCAAUGUACGUCGUCUCAAGGAUGCAAGCAUCCCCUUCGACUAUGGGGGUAGUAACAACGAUAGCGAUAAUAAAAGUGGAGGUGGUGGUGAGAACAACAACAAUGACGGUGCUAACUCACCCGUGAAGAGCGAUUUGCAGCCUCAUGCAGUUCACAAGUUCGACCGCGACCGUGAUGACAAAUGGUCCCUUUUGAUUGCGAUUCCGAAGAACUCGGACCAUUUCCGCAACAUCGUUGACUGCCCGCGUGGUAGUUUCAUGUUUGGUCAUACCGACCCGCAGUUGUUCCACUGGUUUAAGCAACUUGGCACCCUCCCACCACGGGCCAUUGUCUCAGGUCGGUUCGAAGUGCUUUCGGGCGAUCUCCUGCAGGAAGCUUGGGAACGUACAUUCGUUCGUCAUCCGGUAAUCCACAGCAUCGCACAGGAGAUGUGGAACCGAAAGGAAAGUAAAACUGAGGAGGAGAUCGUUACGAUUGAGCGUCGGGAGCGGGAAGAAGAUGAAAAGCGGAUGAGGCGUAUGAGUAGCAGUGAUUGGCGGGCGAAAUUUCGAGAACGUGAGCGAAACCCGACACCAGAGGAAGACGAAGAGCGCCCGGUGUAUGUGAUUAAGCCUGAUGCUUUUGCGGUACUGCGACUAAAGCCCGAUGUACAACUGUGGAUGGACUGCACUUCACAGACACAUCGUGUGUGGGAACCACUCAUCGCAGAACCCGAUCCGUUGUGUCGCUGCUCACCGCGCUUCGUGAGGAUGCUUAAUCUUGCACGGCAGAAGUUGGUCCCCUCACUCAAUAUGAACUAUUCCCUGAAGCUAGCGAAUGCGUUUGUGUUUGAAAUCGACCAAAAGGGACUCUGGGCCAUGGGCACGCAGGAGAGUCUCGACGCGGGAAAUGCCGAUGGUGGUGGCGAAAACAAUACGCGUCGGGAGGAGUGGACAGAGCUGCGAUUGGAGUUCGGAAACAAGCAAGUCAUUAACACUGAGCAAGAGUUGGAGUGGUGGGUUAGGGGGCUGACCAAGUUGGGAGCACCUGAGAUGUCGCAAUCCAACAGUAGUAUCGAGGACGCAGGAAUGAAUCCGGAGGACUACGACUAUCGGCAUAUUUGA
This is a messenger RNA of Trypanosoma brucei brucei TREU927, 1239 nucleotides long. RefSeq lists its product as hypothetical. NCBI's taxonomy places the organism in Eukaryota, Euglenozoa, Kinetoplastea, Trypanosomatida, Trypanosomatidae. Bases 1 to 1239 code for a protein of 412 amino acids. The transcript has a single exon. The record is from RefSeq and is a predicted model, not a curated record.